CGACGACUCUGGCACCGUUUUCAGCGCCAGCGCCUGCAUGCACUGCACUGCAUGUGUGAGGUUUUGAGAUGGAGGUCGGUGAAAUGUCAACAAAAGGCAACCCGUUGUCUCUCUGAGAAUGAGAUGGCCGUCUUCUACACGAAUACCUGCAAGUUCAGCGGAUGUAGUUUGACAUUUUCAUCACUUGGUCAGCUCAUUGAGCACAUCGAAGAAACGCACAUAGAUUCUGAUCCUCAGUUUAUUGAAGAGCAAGAGGGGCAGCAGCCAUCGGCUGUAGCUCUGAGCUAUGUCAUCAAAUUUGUGACCGAUGCAGCAAAGCACCACCAUGAGACAACGCCAGUUGUCAAGAAACGUCCCAAGCCAAGUUUACCCAGCGUAGCCACAAUGAGAAGCAUAACUCCAAGUACAGGUGUUCCUCUUCUCUCAACAGGGAGCGAGUAUGAUGAGUUGGAGGAAUUCGGCUCCGAGUCCGAUAGUGACAACUCGUGGACAACAACUCAAGAGGAAUACAACCCGGAUGUCAUCCUGCGUACAAUGAACCCACAGAUUGGGGAUGACAAACCCUACCAGUGCCCUGUCCCUGGAUGCAAGAAGCGCUAUAAGAAUGUGAAUGGGAUCAAGUAUCAUGCUAAAAAUGGCCACCGUAAAGAAAAUAAGGUGAAGAAAAGCUACAAAUGUCGCUGCGGCAAAAGCUACAAGUCACAGCAGGGACUUAGGCAACACAUCAAUAUUCAACACCCCCCUACAACCCUGACACCUAGUGCAUCGCCCAAAUCCCAAUCAACGACCACAUCUACACAAGCACUUGCAGCCAACCAGCUUGGCUUGACACUUCAGAGUACCAGUUUGCUGGUGGAGCCCACCAAAAGCAGCACCAAUGUGGAACCAAGUGCCCCUCUGACUCCAUUAACCCCAACAACACCCUCUACAGGCUUCACACUAGUCACUCUACCAUCGCAUCUGGAUGCCGCUUUGCUUGCCACGCACAAGCUGGAAGGAACCGUAGUGUCAGUGCAGCAGAUUCAACCUGAUGGCAGCACAGUUUCCAUCAUGAACUAGGCGCAAAGUAAGCACAGAGUGUAGUCUUUACUGGCAGUCAGUAUUGAAAAGACCUCAAAAGUUGAGCUAGGGGUGGUUAAACCAGACAAUUUUUUUCACUUACAGUGUCAAAAUAGCAAUACUUCAUGGUGUGGUGUCAUAAAUAAACUUUCAUGCAUUUCUUCACAUACUGUGUGAAAAUACUCGGGUCUUGUCAGGCCUCGAUUUGCAGCAAGCUGAGACAUGGAGCUACUUCAGAUUUAUGCAGUAUUUCUUGGCUGUUUUUACAAAAGUGCUAAAUUAGUUGAGAUAAGGCAUGGGUAAAGUUCAUGAAAGCCAAUUUUUAAGAUGUACAUGUAUCAUAAUCAUAAAGUGAAGCCUCUAGUGGUUCCAUAUUUGCAAGCCCUUAUUGGUACGCUUUUUGUUGCUGUUUCGGUUCCUUUACAUUUAUUGUGAUGGAUUUAAGUACCCCUGGAUUUGGCAGUGGGUACAAGGGAAAAUAUGUCUCAAAUAGUAUUACAGAUUAUGUGUGUUAAACGUCAUUGAACAGGCUAUUGGGUCUCGUGCAGUAAUAUAAGAUAAACUAUUUAUUAUUGGAGCAACUUUUUUGUAGUAAAACUUUAAGGAGACGUAGUAUCUAUUUGCCAUAUUUUGCCAAUUUUGGUGACAAGGAAAAUGUUCAGUCGUGGUACGGAUACUUUGAUGAAGUGCAUUAUUUGGCAGCUGAUGGUGAACAUAAUAUUUAACAUCUUAUAAUAUCUGUUAACACGUGUUAAACAUCUCAAGGAAUCACCACAUGUACAUUUUGUACUAUCGACAAGUCACAGUGCAGCACAAUUUCAUCUAAAAUAGUGUUUGUUGUUUGGAUUGCUUAAAUUAAUUUCACUUUAAAUAUUGAUAUAUAUUAUACAAAAUGAGUUGUAUAAAAUUUAAUGACAUAACUUUUUGUAUUAUACACAUGUAUUUUGCUUGCUUAUUGACAUUAAAGGUUAAAUACGUAUUUGUUGCCAUAGUUUUGGAAAGUCUAUUAAGUGUAUGGAAAGAGAUUGUGUGUAGAGAUAUGGGCAGGGAAAUUUGCGUGAAAGGGCCUCGAAAUAAUGUGAUAAUCUUUCUCAGGAAUCAAAAUUAGAUCUAGAAUCAGCCAGUCAAUUGUUGGGAAAGUCUAGCGAUUAUACAAUAGUGUAAUUUAUUGGGUAUAGGACUUCAGAUUUAGUAUUUGUAUAAUGCUACAUGUACAUACAAAUGUUGUAUUCUGUCAACUAUAGGACCAACUUGGAGGUAAACUAGCUACCAUAUUUAGGUAUCAAUAAUGUUUAAAAGGUGAUUACAUUCACAUUAUUGCAGGUCAUAUAUGUGAUUUUUUUCUUGUGCUCAUCUCAGAAUAAUCUGCAUGUGUGUCCUACGUUGUAAUGGCUUAAUGCUUUAUAGAGCGAUAAUGACUUCAAAUGAUUUAAAGUACUUGUGCAAUGGACUUCUUUAAAACAUAAAGCAAUACAGGUUGCAAGUUUUGUUAUAGUGUAUGAUCAUUGCACUGUAGGGUUUGUCCAAAAUACUUAACCAAAAGAAACUGAUCCAAAACUUUGAUUGAAGAUUCAGUAUUUAAAAAAAAACUUACAAAAAGAAAGUAAGUGGUGGCAGUAAAAUGAAAUGGUGCACUGGACAAGUAGGACCAUUACUUGCCUACCAGCCAUGAGCCCCAUAGUGUUGUUACCAUUUUGCAGAUGGGUAUGGGCAACACAUUGAUUGCUUGCCUUUAAAAAAAUUAAGAUUUCCAACUGAAUUGUCCCAUUUUUUGGGCAUGCCAAUCUGCAAUUUUUGUGAACUGUAUACGGGUUUGCAGUCCAUUGACAAAACAAUUAAAGUGUUGGCCAAAUCAGAAUUCUCCAGUGAUUAUUUUGAAGAUAUAAUACAUGUUUCCAAAAGUAGCCCCAAGUUUUGUGAAAAUAACUCCUUUUUUGUGCAUUUUACACCCUCUUUGCAACUCAUUUAUCUGACCUUAAAUGGUAUUUAAGAUACAUGUAAUUUUGUCUUAAAAUAUAGUUAUCAAA
Messenger RNA from Patiria miniata (bat star), 3086 nucleotides. RefSeq names its product juxtaposed with another zinc finger protein 1-like (gene jazf1). The coding region runs from base 52 to 1059 and encodes 335 amino acids. The transcript has 5 exons. Gene Ontology annotation, cellular component: nucleus. Lineage: Eukaryota; Metazoa; Echinodermata; Asteroidea; Valvatida; Asterinidae. The record is from RefSeq and is a predicted model, not a curated record.